AUGUCAGCAGAGGCCGAGCUCCAGCCGGGUGUCAAAACCAGCCAGCGAAGGGAGUCCAGGAGGAUUAAAAGUCAGGACCGCACUGAGGCGGGGCUUAUUAAGCGUUUCCGUGGAGAUGGCAUGCGGUACAAGGCCAAGCUGAUCGGGAUUGAUGAGGUGACGGCGGCGCGCGGGGACAAGCUGUGCCAGGACUCCAUGAUGAAGCUGAAGGGAAUGGCUUCCUCGGCACGUUCCAAAGGGGAGCACAAGCAGAGAGUCUUCUUGACGGUGUCUUUCGGCGGGAUCAAGAUUUACUGCGAGAGAUCAGGGGUGCUCCUGCAUCAGCACUCGGUCCACGAGAUCAGCUACAUCGCCAAGGACACCAGGGACCACCGGGCCUUUGGCUAUGUCUGCGGGAAGGAGGGCCACCACAGGUUUGUGGCCAUCAAGACUUCACAGUCGGCGGAGCCCCUCAUCAUCGACCUGCGCGACCUCUUCACACUCGUCUACGACAUUAAGCAGCGGGAGGAGAUGGAGAAGAAGGCUCAGAAGGACAAACAGUGUGAGCAGGCGGUGUAUCAGACCAUCCUGGAGGACGAAGUGGACGAUCCAGUUUACCAGUACAUAGUGUUUGAGGCUGGACACGAACCCCUCCGUGGCCACCAGUCAGAGGAGAGCGUUUAUCAGGUCCCAUCCAGUCAGCAGAAGGACGGGAUCUAUGAUGUCCCAAAACGCCAUUUCAUGACUAAUAUCAACCACUUCGAUCUUUUCGGCGACAUGUCCACGCCUCCCUCGAUGCCUCCAUCUCCUGCCAACACACUGGACCCGAGCAGGAGCAGCCGCCAGCAGCAGCACAGUCCUGCUGAUAUGUACGCCCCGUUCAGCCCCACCUCCAUGCCGUCAGGUUAUAUGACCAUGGGCCCGGUGCAGGCAGCCCAGUGGGCACAGCAGCCAUUCUCUGGUCAGGCUCAGACCCUGGCCUUCCCCGUGCAGGGCCCCCUCCAGGUGGCUCAGGUCCUCCCUGGUGGUCAGCCGGUCAUCUGGAGCCAGGCCAACAUUUUCCCAGCCACUCAGCAGCAGUGGGCGGCCAUGGCAGCCUAUAUGCCGGCCCAGGCCGUGGGCGUGGGGGGCCAUGCAAUCCCAGCUGCCAUGCUCCAAGGCCUGGUUCCCAUCACUACCAUGUGCCCACAGGCCUGCGACCUGUCAGCCCCGUCCUCAGCCAUUACCAGCCCCCAACACAUAGCCGACCCCACCCUGCUCCAGAGGCAGCUGAGCCUGGGUAGAGAGGGCCUCAACAUGGACUCAGACGCAGGCGAGGGCCCCUCUACUUCAGGGGCCGGAGCAGCAGGUGUUGGAGCUGGCAUUGCGUCAGCAGUGGUGAGCAGGUGUGGGACCCCAGGCCUCAUGAGCGAACCGGACACUCUGGCCUGCAUUCAGCUGCUGUCGCCUUCAUCUGCCACGACCCAGGAAGAGGAAGGGAGCUGUAGUGACCUUGAUCUCUCGAGGAUGACCUUGAGCCCAGGUACAUCCACAUCACCGUCCAUGGAAUCCCCAUCCACACCGGCGACUCAGCGGAGCUCUUCUUCUGACUGCCCCCCAUCCCAGGCCAGCGACCCCCCCACAGAUCAUUCCCCUGUCGACCUGGAGGACAACGCAAGCAACGCCAAUGAGGAACAAUCGGGCUCAGCUGUUGCACGGUCGGAUUCUCCGCAGCUCAGUGGAGCUCCUGAUCCGACGCAGGAUCAGACCUGUCCGCAGGAGGACAGCUAGACAACAACAAACUGAGGGAUGGAAGCUCUCAAGGCCAAGACAGAAGCUCACGAGAAAGAGAAAAAGAGAGAUGAGAGGACUGUGAACAGAAGCAUCUCUCACAGCUGUGUUACGCAGCUGUAACUGUUAUUUCAACCUUUAAAGGAUAUUUUGGCAGGUCUGUAAUAAGCUGGCUAUCCAUGGAUCUGCUUUCCUCCAGAGGCCGCAUACUGUACUGCACUCCUCAGCAUGACAACCAGACUUUGGCUUUAAUGUCCAAUCAAAUAAACUAUCAACCAGGAAGUGACCUUCGAUCUUUGACCGAAACCUGCGACAGGAGGAGACUACGUCCCCCUGUGAUGGAUUUAUAUCUGUGAGGAUACGUUACAAGGCCAUGGUGACACUGACGAUGCAAAUUAUUUUUUUGGAGGUGUUCAAGAGGAGCAGCGUUCUGCCGUAUGUGGUUGACCUUUGGUUUGUCAACUGCCACCAGCAAAGACUGUGCGUAGCAGAUGGAUUUGCCAAAUGUUCUCAUAGUGUUACUCCACCUCUCGUCCAUUUGCAUGAACAGACUUGAUGUGGAUUCAGCCGGCUCAGCUGUGAGCAAAACUGUUCUCUGCAGCUUCAUCCUAGGGCUGAAGCUAAUAAAAAAUAAUAUGAUUUUUCUUUUUCUCAUUUUAUAAGCUGUGAAUUCUUAAUUGAUGGCACCGAGUUGUUAAAGGAUAUCGAAAUGACUUGGAGGCAUCAACGUCAAAAUAACAUUCUGCCAAACAUCUAUUUUGUAAAUAAGAAACUUCCCAGCCCCAAUACCUGAGCCUCUGUGCCAUAAGAUAGCUCUCUGCCUCUCGGAUGCCAACUACCUGUGUUUCUCUCAAGCAAUGCCCUACCAGCACCUCUAUUUUUGACGUCUGGACAUUUGUUUUCGCUUUUGCAGCCUUUUUUUAUUAGUUCUGAAAACGUCUUUGUUUCUGUUGGGUCGGUGAGAUAUGAACUGUGAAUAUGUGUUACAUGGUCAUUGAAAAUAAAGCCUGCUGAACCUGUCUCACUCAUUAAGAACUUGAGGUGAAAGAAAUCAAAGGGUUGAGACAAAAAAAUGGUACUACUACUGAAAGGUCACAGACUUUUUUUAGUACUAGGAGGCAGAUUUCCCUGCAUCUCUUUGUUUUUUAGAUAUUCUACAUUUACUAAGGUCACAUUGUUUACAAUUUGCCUCUCAUAAUCAUAUCUCUGUUUGGUUCCUUGGAUAACGGGGCAGAAUAAAUCCGUUCUGAUAUGACAAGGCUUAACAACCACAAGUGCAGACAGUCAAAUGCAUUUCUAUGCCUUACCAGGUUUAUUUUUGUUUUCCGCUCACUGCUCCUCUGAUCAGGCCAUUGUUGUUUUGCAAAGCACUUGGCCAUAUCGUAGUUCCACUCUACCAAAUCAACAAUUGUCAACAGUAGAGGUUUAUAUAACAUGAACAAAAGAGAUAUCAAUAUAAACGGCUAGACUUACAGUAACAAAUGGUAUUCUAAAUGUACCCCCACUCGUGUAAGAAAAAUAAAUAGUCCAAAAUAUUUUGUAAAUUUUAUUUAUGGAGUUAAGAACUGUCAUGAAAAAGAGAAAAAAGGGACUUUUGUACGUCUAUGACUUCCCCCAUACACUGUACCCAUGCCACUGUUCAGUCACAAAUAAAAUAUCAUGUGAUUCCCACUUUU
Messenger RNA from Pleuronectes platessa (European plaice), 3425 nucleotides. RefSeq names its product disabled homolog 1. The record is from RefSeq and is a predicted model, not a curated record. Lineage: Eukaryota; Metazoa; Chordata; Actinopteri; Pleuronectiformes; Pleuronectidae. Gene Ontology annotation, biological process: ventral spinal cord development; lateral motor column neuron migration. The transcript has 14 exons. The coding region runs from base 1 to 1749 and encodes 582 amino acids.